Molecule: messenger RNA, 9150 nt
Organism: Nasonia vitripennis (jewel wasp)
Lineage: Eukaryota; Metazoa; Arthropoda; Insecta; Hymenoptera; Pteromalidae
Gene: Gapvd1
Product: GTPase-activating protein and VPS9 domain-containing protein 1
Exons: 16
Coding region: 863-5593 (1576 amino acids)
Biological process (GO): regulation of GTPase activity; vesicle-mediated transport
Cellular component (GO): endocytic vesicle; cytosol
Molecular function (GO): small GTPase binding; guanyl-nucleotide exchange factor activity
Source: RefSeq, a predicted model, not a curated record
GAUCAGUUCGCUUUGUUGCGUGUUCCACAAUCUUCCAAUUCAUCUCCUUUCGGGGGGUGUUGCUGUCGUUUUUCCCCACUUUGCCAGACAGAGACAGAGCUAUAUACCUUCACUAUACGUAGGUACCAUGUCUAUAGUGUCGUGCAGCAGCAGCAGGCGAGCCGAGGUUUGACAUGUUACAGAACAGUGGGUCGCAGAAAAGCCCAGAGACGGCCUUCGCGUAAUCCGUCGUGCCUCGCCACGCGCAACUUGCCGUCGACGUCGUCGAUCAAGCUUGUUUUCGGGGAGCUCGCGCUAUUGCGCAAAUCCCGGGAGCAUCCUCCCGACCAGCUGAGCAAGUAUCUCUGGGAAAACCAGCGCGCAAGACACCCGUGACAUAAACAAACACUGUCGGGGAAUUCGAGUCCCUGGGAUUUCACGCGCGCCAGUAAUCAUCGCCGUCUCUGCCAGUUUCGGCAACACCUGGUUGCGAACUUUUCUACGAUCGUCCUGUUAACUAGAUGAUCUUGACCCUGGCACAGGAGAGUACCUGAAGAGGAAGUCUGCAACUAUGUCAUAGUUACCUAUUUGCUAGUUAGGCUGACAGUCAUGAGCCGAAUCCUUGUUCGAGAGCUUUGGACUGCAUUGUACUCUGGAAACUAUGACUUGGACACCCUCUGCUCAUUCGCAUCGUUGUAGCUGGCCGGAUUACUCUGACUUUCUCAGGAGGAUCUUUGAAGGAUUCGCUUGACUGGAAGAUACUUUUGUUAGAUAGAAAUAUUUUGAUCAUGGGCAAAGCAUAAAUACAGUAUUUUUAAUAAGAGAUUUUGAACAUCUACAAUUAAGAGAGAUAAAUACACACACACACACACACACACACACUAUGUCUUCUGUAAACAGUGUUGAGUCCCUAGGGACUCUGCAGUGGGACAUGAUUGAAUUGGCAGGGCAUUUGCGGCAGGAACAUUUAUUCGUCAAUUCUGAACAACAAAAUUUACAAUCCUUGAAUGAACGGGUACUAUGCUUAUCAUCUGAUUUGGCACAGCAAGCAUGGAUAACAGCUCAACAGAGGGUUAAUUUGAAUCGCUUGAUCGUAGCAAGACCUGACUGUACUCCAGCAUCUUGCUGUCAGAGAGCAAAUAUUUUGGAAAAUUCUCGAUUCAUAGAUGCUUUCAAGCAGUUGCGCUACCAGCCAUGCAUUGCAUAUGGAGAAUUUCUAUCCUCUCUGCGUACAUCACCAAAACUACUUGCUUCUUGCUUAGCGGAGGGGGAUAAAAUUGUGCCGGACAUGAUGCAGAACGUCAUUCAGUCUCUGGCAAGUGGGCUCUACGGCAGCUGCUUACUACCAGAAGACAAAAUUUUGGUUUUGAAGCUUUUGAGGCAUCUCAUGCUUCUGCAGAUCGUCCCGUCGGAAAAUCCGAGGAAACUACUGCAUAAAACUUGUGCUUUUUCGAUAUUUUAUUCUGUAUUCCAUGAAAGCCUUUUCUCUGCUAAGCUGUUUUUAACUGCUGCGUUAAACGGCCCGAUAAUGCAGUUACUAAUGGAGGAUGAGAUGUUUCUCGACAUUGAUCCAGACAAAGCACCGAUAAGAUUUCCUCCUGGUGAGAGACUGAAAAAGUUUGGCAAGGAAGGCACUGUAGAGUAUCAAAAUAAACUGCAACGGUAUAGGCAUUGGACGGUGAAUUCGUUAGUGCGCAUCGCUCAAAGGUUCAUAGUAAGCAUCCGCGAAAACAUGCACUGUUUCCCCACGUGCCUCUGCUGGUUGGUGCGCCAGAUGGCAGGUCUGCUAAACAAGAGUGGCAACAUCGAUCCCAAGGAAAUCCACGCGAUGUGUACCGAUCUCGUGUUCACUUACUUCAUUUGCCCCGCGAUCGUUAACCCCGAGCCUUACGGCAUCACGGACGCUCCGAUCAGCUACGUGGCCCGUUUCAAUCUUAUGCAGGUCGGCCAGAUACUGCAGAUGCUCUCACUCAUCAAGUACCAGAGCAUCGAUCCCAAGGUGAUCGAUCUUUACCGGAGAUUCGAGAAGGACUCGGUAUCAUCCAUAUUGGAUGCGAUGCUGGAUGGCUCGAUGGACGAGCUCGAGGAAGAGCCCAGUAUCAUCGAUGCCAACAAGCUGCAGGGACUGUCGAGGUCCGCUGCCCUCUUUACCGAGGGCGAGCUCAACAAUUUGGUUACGUUUUUACAAUCGGUCAACAGUGUGGCCGCUGCUGCCAGCGCCAACCAGGAUGACGCUGCUGUGGCAAGCAACGGUGUCGUUGCUCCGCCGGUCGCCCCGGCCACAGCUCUUGAUCAGAAACAACUCAACGACAUGCUGUCGCAACUGCCUUCGAGUGUUCUCAGCGCCAGCAAAACAACGAACAACGCCUCACCCGAAACACCAAACAAGAGAGGAGGUCUUUUGGGAAAAGUGAGCCGAGGUCGAGGAACGAGGAUUUCUGGAAACAGCUCGGUGUCAGAUAUGGGAGACGACAUGAAUGGAGCUUCGGGCGCGGAGGAUGACUUGGCUGAUAAGACGCCACUUGGAGUUUUGAUUAUUCCGUUCGGACCAGCUGUUGGGGAGUCCGUUGGAUUACUUAGUGAACAAAAGGUUUUGUGUAUGCAGAGUAACAUUGAUAGCGAAUCUAUGACAAUAAACCUUCCUGAAGAACUAACUAAUGGACAUAGUCGUAACCGAGAAAGUAAUGGUGACAGAAUUGAAACUCAAGAAAAACGAACCCGCUUCUCCUUAUCUCACGACGAAGUUCUUUUCGAAGGAUCUAUUGGAAACACAUCCGACAACCUGGAGGCUGUAUCCGAGGCAGCAUCGAACCAUAGCGUGGCUUCUUCUCUGGAACUUGAGACUGAAGAUCAAAACGAUAAUUUGUCGGACAUGGUUUCGGCGAAUGUGUCCGGAAGAGGAACACCAAACAUCUCAGGUAGAGAUACCCCAUCCUCUCAGAUAACCGAAGGAGACGAGGGUCGAGGAGCCGGAGAAAACCGACAGCUUGAUUUGACUCCACCGACUAUAGCAUCAAAGCAAAGUCGCUCGGAGAUUGACGAUAAAUUCUGCAAAUUCGAAAUUAAAAAACUGAUGGAAGGUGAUGAAACCAUCUCUCUGGUAUCGGACACAUGGUCGACGGACGUUUUAGCAUCGGACAGUGAACUAGUCGAGCAACAGGAGCGAUUUCCCUUUCUUCCACCAGCGGAACAGCCACCGCCACCUCCACUAGCUCCGGAACCUGCUCAAGUUAAUCUUGAUGUCAGCGAAACGGCCUCAGAAGCGUGGAGUACGGAUGUGCUGGCGAGCGAUUCUGAGAGAAUGACGGAAGUUGAUACCGACGACACUGCUAGUGUAGCAAGAUCUGAUGAUACAGCAAGAUCAGAAAUUGAAAGUCGCGGUGAGCCAGAAGGCGGGGAAGACACGCCUCCGCCGGUGAAUCAAUUAUUAGAUAACUCGGCUCAAUUUUUCCGGCCAAUUCGGGAUGAGGCCUUAGCCCGCUCGAUCGUCACCGUGCCCUCUUCCCCCACGACGCCGCUGUCGCCCUCGUCAUCGAAUGUCACAGGUCGAGGAGGCACCAGGUCUGAUUACAGACGCAGUACGAUGGAAUACGUUGACAACAACGCCAAUAGUAUUAAUAACUCCGUGUUUGGUAAAUCCAUGGGCGAGGAUCGUCUAAUCAGCCUGAUCGACAAACUGCAGAUCGAUGGAGUCAAAAGCGCAGGUGACGGUCAAGAAGCUGGGGCAGCAAAUCAUAUUGGCGCUGCAGCUGUAGCACCUGCACUCUUACUGGCGAAUCACAUUAAUCCGUCCGCAUCUUCGAGCCAGAAGCUGCUGAACGGUGAUGUGAAAACGGGUCUAGGUGAAUUAACGAGUAAUGGAGAUAUAGUAGUACGUCUUAGUACAGCGAGUUUGACUUCGAGCAGUAGCUCUGGUUCUGAACCUCGAAUUGUCAAGUCUUCUAAUGCAUCUGCUGAUUCGGCCUCUCAACUUUCUAUCAACGCCGCUGGAAACAUCGGUUGCAACGACGUGACGGAUUCAGCUUCUGGCGGUGUCUCUGCUGCUGCAAGCAGUAACAGCCAAAACUGCUCAAAGCCAACAAGCUCGACGGGAGCUAUACCGAAGAGUAUCAGCUUUGACAUGACCGCGGAACGGGGCGAUAAGGAAAUGCUCGAUGACGAUCAGAAAGGCAAACGCGGCUUCUUUGGUAAACUUAAAAUGUCUUUAAGAAAUCGCAGGGGUAAGUCACUGAGGGGACCUGAAGAGCUUCCAAGGUGUUACGAAAGGGGACUGGAGUCUACGGGUAACGACGGGAAUAGCCUGACGAGUGGAGAUGGUAGACAUAGGUUGCGCAGGAUCAUGUCCGAAGAUGCUACGUCUACGUGCAGUGUAAAUAGUGAUACCACAGAUGAUAUUUUAGCAAAAUACAGAAGGAAACCGAGUGCCAACAGCGAUACAGCCUCAGUGGAAAGUACACAAUCGCGAACGAAAGAGGUAGAAGACGAAAGACUUUUCAUAGACCCUAAUAACGUUGAACUGUCGUUUGCGUUCGCGGACGCCAAGAGAAAACUUCGGAUGGUUCUUAGUACUGCUGAUCUGCAGCACGUUCCAUGGACUAAUAUCUCUGAGAUAAUAUUUUAUCGACAGAGAAAUUCAUGGAUGCAAAAGGAAAACGAACUAGUUGCCUUCCUCCAGCUGCAAUUGGCUGAGGCUAUAAAUUUGCAGGAUCGGGCGUUGAUCGCUCACCUGCACGAAACUUUGCGCUGCGUUAGGCUAUUCAACGAGGAUGGCUGUAGAAAGCUGUUCAAAUCUCUCGGCGACGAUUAUCAGAAGCGAUCACCGUACAUCGCUUAUUUAAUCAGAUGUCGACAGGGUUUGCUGUCAACAAUAGCACAUUUAGAUCGAUUAGGGGAGAGGGUAAAAUGUGAUCGUGACGCUGUAAAUAGUCAUUUGGUAUCGGUAUGCGUCAGAGUAUUUUUAGAGAAGCGAGAUAUGCACCUGCAGAGAUUCUGCGAGGAAUUCAAAAAGUUGACCGUUGCCGACGAGAAACAGGAUCUAGUGGAUAACUUUUUAAACAGGUUACACACGGAAAUGGAGAACGAUCCUAUAUGGCAAGCGGCUAGCUGCAGCCAGCUGGAGUUGGCGCGGACAGUGGUGGAGCGCACGCUGAUGGCAGCUGUUUAUCAGAACGCUCUAUACCCGAACGGUGAUGGCGACAUCCAUCGCGAUCACGUCUUUCACGAUCACAUAAAGAAGCUGGCGAAGCUCGUGACACCUAACCACAAAGAUCUUCGUAUUCCUAAAAUCUACCAUUAUGAGUGCCCCUGGCCCUGGGCUCAAGCUGAGCUUGCCGUCAUCUCGGCUUACAAAACGCCGCGUGACAAGCUCCAGUGUGUUUUCAGGUGUGCUACCACUAUCAUGAAUCUUCUGUCUAUGGCCUCCGAGCGCGGUAUACCUGCCGCCGACGAUCUCAUUCCAGUACUCGUCUAUGUUAUUAUAAAGACCAAUCCUCCAUCAUUGCUCUCGACGAUACAAUAUGUGAAUAGUUUCUACGGGAAUAGACUGGAAGGCGAGGAACAAUAUUGGUGGACGCAGUUUUGCUCUGCGGUAGAAUUCAUCAAAACCAUGGAUUAAUAUUUUUUAAUAUAGUUAUAGAUUAUCGCUAAGAUUAAUAUUAUUAUUCAUUAUAAUUGCUAUUCUGUAAAGAGAUCCAAGCGCAUACGUUUAUGCUACAAAGCAAGGAUAUAAAGAAAACAAAGAAACUACAACAAUACUGAAAAGAUGCAAGUCCUAUAAAAAAGCUGUUUGAGCUCUAUAUACUUGAUAAAUAUACUAGAAUAUGGGUUUUUUAAUUUGACAAUAUUUUAUGGAGAAAAUUUUUAACUUUGUUUUUUCUCUGAAACGAGCAUACUGAAGAAAGAUUAUAUGCUGAGAGUUUCGCGAUGAAACAUCCAACGACUAAUAGGCGGAAAUUCACGUGAAGGUGCUGUGAAGUUUUCUAUUAAACGUAAAAAAAUGAAAAAUAAAAACGAAUAAGUAACAAUAGUGAUAUAUGGAGGCAACAGGGAAUGAAUUUAUGUAAUUAAAGUUUAGUCUAACGAGUUAACGCAAUUAAUUUAAUAUCAAUAUAGCUUGCAAUAAAUAGCUUGCGCAGUAUUCCGCACGUUGGCCGUUAAGACAAAUUUUUAACAAAAUCUCAUCUCUACUUGAAACUUCUUUAAAAAAAAAUGCAAUCUUAUUUGAUAUUUUGUAAAUUAUUUAUCUGCAGAUUUUUAUUUCUAUGUUUAUUAUAUUAUAGUGAUACUAUGAGAAUGUUAUUAUUGUUUCUCUUCUUUGAAUAACUCAAUAAAUUAUUGUAAUAUUUUCAAUAUCCAUUGAAAGUAUUCUUAUUUACCGACUACAUAUUCAUAUUUCAGGAAACUAAAAAUAAGACACAAUAGAGAGUACUUUUUAAAAGCAGGAAUUUCCAACAAUCUCUGAACUGGAUGUAUAAUUAGAUUCGAGUUGAAACUCCACGGAAGGUGUAAUAUAACUUUGUGCCAAGUGCUGUCGAAUAUUUACAAACAUUCCCGGCCGCGUUGUUGAGCAAACAGGCUUUCAAAUUAAACUUCAAUACAAGUACAGUUUUACGAUGCUCGAGAAAGAUUUAAAAUGAAAAUAAUAAAGUUUUUCCGAAGUGAGGCAAAUCACCGAGAAUAGAAGCUCGAGAAUCGUCGGCCCCGCAAUUAGCCUCGAAACGCGCCUGCUAACGAGCAGUAAAAAAUAAUGAUUUCGACAAAUCCCAGCUCAAGCUCGCAGUGCAUAGCUACAACCUGGAGGUGAAUCAUGAGCCCUACAUACGACACCCUCCACAGCUGAGUCUAGGUCACGUGUGUCUGCGGUGAACAGCAGCGGAGAACAGGGGCGCGGAACGCGAAAGAGUCGUAAAUGAAAUUAAGCCGGGGGCAGCAAACAUUUUCCUUUCAUAAAGCCGCCUGUGCUUGCGCGCGCGUCAUUGGCGCGAGCUCGAAACUGCAUUAACGUUAUUGCGUUCACGGACAUUCAUUUUCCCAAAGUAGCGCGCGCGCGAUGUCUACAGCGGGAUCGAUCGAACAACAUCGGGCAGAGUUUUUUUUCUCGUUUAUGUGCUCGAUUCAUUCAAACUUGACUUCUCUGAUAAGCCUUGUAUGCGUUUUUUGAUAAAAAAAUAAAAGAUCCAAUUAUGUUGCUCGAUUUUCGCACAGAAGCCAGAUCCACGGCUAUCGGGUAUCUCGAACAGCCGGCGCAACUCGAGCCUAUCGGAAAAGUCAAGUUUGAGUGAAUCAUCCCAGCAGCCUUGCGGCUCUAUAUUAUGAUGCCCUCCGGCGCAGAUUCUUUGAUCUCGCGCACCAUCAAUAAUGAGAUUUUCCGCGCUCUGGAAACCUCGAAUUUCCUCGCUGUUUCAAAGGGCUCUCCUUUUUCGCUCCUCGUCAUUAUUACUCCGACAAAAGUGCUUGAACUCUUUAUCGGCGCGCACAAAAGGGACGCUUUCCCCGGUUAUAUACGUUCCCUCUUCUUGCAGCGCUGCUGGUUUAGCCUCUUCGUUGUAGGUGGGUAUUCAUCUUAGUAUUACAGAAAUGAAAAUAAACGCGACCGCCGCUUUCGGUGAAUAAAAACCCGUUUUCACACAUGGUCAUGACAGUGUCUAUUUAUCAUGUAUCGUGAAAAAAGUGUCUCGUCGUAUACAAUGAGGAUUGAUGGCGUGAAAGAAUAAUAUUGAGGAUAGCGAUUUGUUUCUUAGCAUAUGGUAUAUAAUCGUGCGCAGCAGCUGUUUUUGAAAAAAUAAAAAUCUGAAGAAGCAUAGCAAAAAUAAUCGCAUAGCGAAAAAAUUCGUAUAUUUGAAGAGAAAUGUUGACAUUAUGCAGUAUAACAAACAACAUAACUAAAAGCUCCCGGCGCUACAGAUAGAAAAGCCCUUUUAUAUAAGCAAAGAAGGGCGGCGGCUGCGGAGCAGGUAAAGAGUAUAAUAUCGCUUAUACGGGGGUGUGCAUAUAAUGAAAGCGCGGCUCAUAAGACAGAGAGAGAGAGAGAGAGAGAGAGAGAGAGAGAGUAUAAUCUGUGUUUAAAAUUUCUGUCGUCUCUUCAUGUUUUAUUUUUUAAUCGAUAGAGUGCCAUGUGCUUUAUUGAAAGAUUCAUCAUUCGCCAUACAUAAUUGUCGAUAAUCGCCGAAAUAUAUUGAUAUAGUAUAUAAAGGAGCGUUCGCCAAGGAAAGAAACAACAUAUCUUGUGACCUAAAAAUGACGAUACAUUUAUUUUGCUUUUCUCUUUUUUUUUCAUCAAUGAUCAAUGCAAUCUAGGUCACCAGAAAUACAAGUACGUUCUUAUCACUUUUUAUUGUUUUUUUAGCAUCAUCAACCACCAUCAUUAUCACCAUCAGCAUAUCAUCUCAUCAUCAUAAUCAUCACCACAUCUCAACUUUUCACGUUUUUAAAUAAUAAUCGUAAUAAUAAUUAAUAAUAAUAAUAAUAAGUAAUAAUAAGUAAUAAUAAUAAUAAUAAUAAUAAUAAAGGACUAUGGAGGAAUUCCUGUUCAUUUCAUUAAAUUUAAUUAUAUAUAAUAUAUAUUACAUAUAUAUUAUGACUGAACCACCGAUACAUUUGAUGUAGUUUUCUUUUAAUCAUUCGGUGUUUUGCUUUGCUUGCUCGCAUUCAUUUAAAUGUUCUUUUAUUUAUUUAUUUUUGUUAAGUAAACGACGCGUUUCUCGGCCCCCCACCCGCUUGAAGAGGGAAGCUUUAAAUCGCACGCGCAAGUCUUUCAAGAUUAUAAUCCGCCUGCAUUCGUAACUGGCAUUCCUAGGAAGUGCACAAACCGAUUUUAAAUUGUUUUGUUAUUUUUUGUUAAAUCUCUUUCUUACGCUCAGCUCAAGCUCUCGCUGUCUUUCGCUCACACGCACGUUCUUACUCAGCUCUUGCUCUCCCUCACAUUUUCACGCUCUCGUUCACGCUCUCUCUCUCUCUCUCUCUCUCUCUUGCCCUCGCACGUUCUUACGCAAUCCGCUUCGUGAUUUUACGAAAAGUGGUGUCGACGUUAUUUAUUAUUUAUCCAUUUGUUUGCUCUUUCUUGCUGUUUGUCUUUCUCUGCUCCUCCGACUUUUGCCCAAUCUUUCUUUAUUCUGCUUUCUUUAGUGCACGCGAUCUUUUUUCUUUAAUAUUCUUAUUAUUCAUUCUCUCUCA